AUGGAAGCGUUAAUUGACUCGCAGAACGAGUUGCAUGGGCGCAUCGCCCGCUCCUUCGAGAAUUUGAAGAAAACGGGCGCGGCCCGCACUACUCGAGGGCUGGUGGAGGCCCGUCUGCAGAGUCUCGAGACCAACUGGCAAAAAUUCGAAGCCCAGCAUGCCACGCUGACAUCAGACUUCAAAAGGGAACUCGCUACGCACGCAUACCAAAAGGGGUGCUUGCGUGACGUAGCUGAGGAAGCAUUCCUCACUCAAAAGGGUAUGUUCAUCGACGCCUUAUACGAGCUCCAAGAACCUCCGUUAGCAGCGGUACCGACUGCGACUCCGUCGCGUUCGCCGCGAACGACGCUGCCGAGGAUCCAGCUGCCUCAAUUCUCAGGACGCUACGAGGACUGGCCGCCCUUUCGCGACCUUUUCAACUCCCUCAUUGGGAAGGAUGCGGCCACUAGUCCCGUUGAGAAGCUGCAUUAUCUCAAGGCCAGUGUAAAGGGGGAUGCGGACCUGCUGAUACGGAAUCUACCGACGACGUCUGAGAAUUAUGGCCGGGCUUGGCAGGCGCUGACGGACUUCUACGAGAACAAGAGACUCUUGGUGCGUUCCUACCUUCACCAGUUCAUGGCCCUGACUAAGUUGAAGAGUGAGUCUGCUUCGGAACUACGUAAGUUGUACCACUGCGUUUUGAAUACCGUCAGCUCGCUCGAAGGCAUCGAGAGACCGAUUACUCGCGGGGAGGAUCUUUUCGUGCAUCUCGUCGUCGAGCUUCUUGACGCCCGAUCGCGCCGCGAAUGGGAGGCUUCUAUGAGCGAUACAACGGAACCUCCGUCGUACGAUGAUCUACAGAUCUUUUUGGAGAGACGGUUGCAUACUUUAGAGUCGCUUCAACCGGUCAGGCCCGAGCCCGCGAAAGCCGAGGUGACGGCGUCUAAAACAACGCGAGCCCUUCACGCGCGUAAACAGGACAAUAAGGGCGGACGUUGCUCCUUGUGCGGUAAGGAGCAUUAUAUUCUCUGGUGCGACGUUUACCAAAAAAAGACUGCCGACGAGAGAAAGCGUCACGUGGAGGCCAACCACUUGUGCCUCAACUGUCUUGGAAGACAUAAAUUGAGCGAUUGCCACUCCAAAGGGACUUGCUCGACGUGUAGUGCGCAGCACCACACGAGCCUCCACGAGGCUUUCCAGACAAGUGUCGCCUCAACAACGUCACAUUUGGCGCAGCAUCCACCGGCUCUUCCGGUUGCUGUCCUCCUUGCUACCGCCCGCGUUCGUGUUCUCGAUCGGUGCGGGGCCAUUCAUACGGCGCGUGCGCUCGUGGACCAGGGUUCGGAGUCAUCUUUGGUUUCCGAGUCUCUGGCUCAACGCCUUCGAUUACCGCGGUCCUCUACGUCGAUCGCGAUAUUCGGUGUCGGGGGGAAACAGACAGGCACCGCGCGCGGCCUCAUCUCCAUGCAGAUCUCUCCGCUGACGGGAGGGGCUCCAAUGACCGUGCCGGCCUUAGUGUUUCCCCAGCUCACGCUCUACGACAGUGGGAUCAAAGCGGAUCCUAAAUCUUGGACGCAUCUGGCGGCCCUGGAGUUGGCGGACCCUGAUUAUCUGGCCGCGGAUCCGAUUGACAUCCUGCUCGGCGCAGAUGUCUACGCGUAUAUCCUCCAGCCGGGCCUACAAAAGGGCGGACCCAACGAGCCGGUCGCCCAGCAGACGUCGCUCGGCUGGAUCCUUUCGGGAGCCGUUAGCUCCGCUAAUUCCUCUCGCCGCGCGCUAACUCUCCACUGCCGAGUCGAGGAGGACUUGGCUACGCUGGUCGAAAAAUUCUGGCAGCAGGAUGAGCUUGCCGACCGUUCGUCACCUCUUACCCCUGCUGACCAGGAGUGCGAGGAUCAGUUCCGCCAGACUCAUCGUCGCGCUGCUGACGGGCGUUAUGUCGUACGUCUUCCCGUCAAACCACCGUUACCGGAUCUCUCGCGUACGCGACACACGGCCCGGCGCGUGCUUACAAACAUGGAGCGGCGGUUCUCUCAGGACGCGCGGCUGCGGCAACUGUACGUCGACUUCCUCCGCCAGUACGAGGACAUGGGCCAUAUGACUCCGUUGAAUGGCUCGAAGGGUGCCGGGGGACCUGUGAGCUACCUCCCGCACCACGGCGUGUUGCGGGAGUCCAGCACGACGACCAAGCUGCGCGUCGUGUUUAACGGCUCGACCGCGACUUCUUCGGGCGACUCGCUGAAUCGUCACCUCCUGGUGGGUCCGAACCUGCUUCCUCCUCUAGCCGAUGUACUUCUCCGUUGGCGAGUGCAUCGCUUCGUACUCGCCACGGACAUCGAGAAGAUGUACCGGCAGAUCAUGGUACAUCCUGACGAUCGGGAUCUGCAGCGCAUCGUCUGGCGGUACAAUCCGCAAGAGGAGUUCCGUGAGUACCGUCUGAACACGGUUACAUACGGCCUUGCGUGUGCGCCGUUCUUGGCUAUGCGCGUCUUGCGGCAGCUCGCCGACGAUGAGGAAACGCGCUACCCCCUCGGUGCCGCCGUGAUUCGGAGGGACGUCUACAUGGACGACGUCCUUACGGGAGCCGACUCGCUCACGGACGCCCGCGAGCUCCUUCAUCAACUAGUCAAUCUCUGCUUGGCGGGCGGCUUUCCAUUGCGUAAGUGGUCAGCCAACGAUAUGAGGUUGAUGGACGACGUUCCUGCGGAGCAUCGGAUGAAUGGCGAGCUCCGAGACUGGCGACCUCACGAAGCGCACUCUACGCUUGGCUUGCGGUGGCAUCCUAGCCAAGAUCACUUCUCCUUUUCGACCAAGGGUAUUUCUAUUGCAGUUGUGACCAAGCGGUCCGUGCUAUCUCUCACGGCACGGCUGUUCGAUCCCCUCGGUUGGCUGGCGCCCGUGGUGGUGAGCGCUAAGAUUGCAUUCCAGGCUACGUGGCGUCGAGGAUUGGGCUGGGACGAGCCGUUGGAGGAGGCCUCCACCCGGAGUUGGCUCAAAUAUCAGGCUGCGCUUCCCCUGCUCGAGGAGAUCCAGAUCCCUCGCUGGAUUGGUCCGGUCUCUACUGGGCGCGUCGAGAUCCACGGAUUCUGCGACGCCUCGGAGUUGGCCUACGCUGCCGUUGCUUACCUGAGGACGGAGCAUUCUGGGUCUUGGCGUGCCCGCUUGAUCGCGGCUAAAACGAAGGUCGCGCCAAUCAAGCAGAUAAGUCUGCCACGCUUGGAACUCUGCGCAGCCACGCUCUUGGCCCGGCUCGUGGCUCAUGUCCGUUCUACGCUGGAUCUGGGCGGGGCCCCCGUUCAUCUCUGGUCGGACUCGACCGUGGCUCUAGGCUGGAUCCAGGCCCAUCCGUCGCGAUGGCACACUUUCGUGGCGAACCGCGUGGCCGAAAUCCAGACCACGGUCGCGAGCGCCGGGUGA
Molecule: messenger RNA, 3396 nt
Organism: Vollenhovia emeryi
Lineage: Eukaryota; Metazoa; Arthropoda; Insecta; Hymenoptera; Formicidae
Exons: 1
Coding region: 1-3396 (1131 amino acids)
Biological process (GO): proteolysis
Molecular function (GO): aspartic-type endopeptidase activity
Source: RefSeq, a predicted model, not a curated record